UGUGUUGAAAAAUCGCCUUUUAUCAACCUCCCUCCUCGCCGCAGUCUUGAACGCACCCCUGUAUCACCUGCAACCAGCAGAGUUCAGUGCAAAUGGGCGGCGUGUUACACCGGACAGCUAACACCCACCGCGGCCUUUCCACCAACAUUAUCCGCCGGUCAGUGUGGCGCCGACCCGAGCGCCAUGGCUGCAUUAAUAUUUGACCGUAAAUGUUUGUCGUGGCUGCUGUAUUUGGCGUAUUAAGGCUCGCCUGUUGGCGGUGAUACGGCCUGCAGUCCUGAACGCGGUCAGCAGCGUGUAGAUGCCUUGGCUGAGAUGAGUGUGAAGGCUUUUGAGCUAGUCCCCGCUGUGGAGCGAGAUCUCCUCAUGGGCGACAAGGCUCGCAUCAACAUCGAAUGCAUUGAAUGCUGUGGAAAGCACUUGUACAUGGGUACCAAUGACUGCUUCAUCCACCACUUCCUGCUGGACGAGGUCACUUCCUCCAAAGGUAAACUGAGUUACUCAGCUCAGAAGCUGCUGCACAAAUAUCUGGGCCUCAAGAAACCGGUCGCUGAGCUGCGCGCUGCCUCCGCUUUGGAGCGCCUGAUAGUGCUUUGCGACGGGAUAGUGUUCCUCGUUGACAUGGUGACACUGGAGACCGUCCCCUCGGCGGCAGGAGGCGGAGCCAAGAUCAGAGGUGUAACGGAGUUCUGCAUAAACGAGAACCCGGUGAACGGCGAUCCGUUCUGUGUGGAAAUGGGCGUGCUCUCGUCCAAGCGGCGGACCGUGCAGAUUUACAUGGUGUAUGAGGACAGAGUGCAGCUGGUCAAGGAGGUGACCACGCCUGAGCAGCCCUGCGCCGUCAGUCUUGACGGUUACUUCUUGUGCCUGGCCCUCGCGACGCAGUACAUGAUUCUGAACUACAACACAGGAGCCUCCCAAGACCUCUUCCCUUACAACAGCGAGGAGAGGAGACCUAUUGUUAAGAGGAUCGGCAGGGAGGAGUUCCUCUUAGCAGGACCCGGUGGUCUAGGAAUGUUUGCCAAUGCUGAAGGAGUGUCUCAGCGGGCUCCAGUCAACUGGUCAGAGAGCGUGAUUGGUGCUGCUGUGUGUUUUCCGUACGUGGUGGCUUUGGAUGAGAGCUUCAUCACCAUCCACAGCAUGUUGGACCAACAGCUGAAGCAGACACUUUCAUUCAGGGAUGGACACAUUCUGCAAGACUUUGAAGGAAAGGUCAUUCUGGCUUCCACUAAGGCAGUGUAUGUCCUGGUACCCCUGCCACUGGAGAGACAGAUCCAGGACUUACUGGCCAGUCACAGAGUGGAGGAGGCACUCAUCCUCACAGAAGGAGCACAGAGAAAUAUUCCCAAAGACAAGUUCCAGAUUUUGCACAAAAGAAUCCUCCAGCAGGCAGGUUUCAUACAGUUUGGCCAACUUCAGUUUCAAGAAGCAAAAGAACACUUCAGGAAGGGUCAGCUGGAUGUGCGGGAGCUGAUAUCUCUCUACCCAUUGCUGCUGCCAGCUUCCUCUUCAUUCACACGCUGCCAUCCUCCUCUCCAUGAGUUUGCAGAUCUUAACCACCUGGCACAGGGGGACCAGGAGAAAGUGCUGCGAUGCAAGAAAUUCCUUAUCACUUAUUUGGGAGAGGUACGAAGCACAGAGGUGGCCAAUGGCUGUAGAGAGGACGUGGACACUGCACUGUUAAAGCUAUAUGCUGAGCAGGAUCAUGACAGCCUUCUAGACCUGCUAGCUUCAGACAAUGCCUGCCUACUAGCAGACAGCGUCCCAUGGCUGGAGAAAUAUCAAAAAUAUUUUGCACUUGGGCUGCUCUAUCAUUAUAAUGGUCAGGAUUCAGCAGCACUUCAGUUGUGGAUUCGCGUGGUAGAUGGAGAACUGCAGGACUCCACAAGAUCUGACCUUUAUGAGUACAUUGUGGACUUUCUCUACUCCUGCUCCAAUCUGGACCUUGUAUGGAAGUAUGCAGACUGGGCACUGCGGAAGAAUCCCACUAUAGGUGUCCACAUCUUUACUAAGAGGCCUGCCAGCAAAGAUCAGUCACAGUUAAACGCUGAUGAUGUCAUCACUUACCUGGGAAAGCACAGCCAGGCGCUGCUUCUCUACCUGGAACACCUGGUGCUGGAGAGAAGGACACAGAAAGAGAAGUUCCACACACACCUGGCUGUGUUGUACCUGGAGAGGGUCUUGUCAUUGAUGUCAAAGAAGCCAACAGAUGAAGAACAGCUCACAAGAGCUAGAGAGAGGCUCCAAGCCCUGCUCAGGGAGUCCAACCUAUACCGUGUACAGUUUCUACUAGGUAAGAUGGAGAACUGUGAAGAACUGCUGCUAGAGCGAGCAACACUACAUGGAAAACUGGAGGAGCAUGAUAAAGCACUGCACAUAUUGGUGCACAAGCUCAGAGACUUCCCGUCUGCUGAGGCCUUCUGUACGUGGGCCUCCUGUUGUCGGGAUUCCGCUUACCGACAGCAGCUAUUCCACCUGCUUUUGGGGGUGUAUCUAGACGGGAACCAGACUGCAACAGGAGGUGGUGCUGGAGACCUGGAGAUGGCGGCAGUGGACCUCCUAAAUCGUCACGGCGAGGUGUUUGAUGCAGUCCGCGUCCUGCGCAUGCUCCCCGAGGGCUGGUCACUGCAGCUGCUGCGGCCCUUUCUGGGUCGAGCUGUCAGGGCCAGCAUGCAUGCCUGCCGCACCUCCCAGAUCGCUCUGGGGCUAUCCCACUCUGAAAACCUUCAACUGCUGCAUGAUAGGCUGAAAGAGCGGAAGAAACCCAUCUUUGUGUCUGAAAAGAAGGGAUGCCAUCUGUGCCACAACACCUUCAGUGAGCCUGACGUGGUGUGUCUGCCAGGUGGAGUGCCUGUCCACACUCACUGUGUCGCCCAGAGAGUAAGAGACUCUCCCACAAAGAAACAGUUAACUAAUAGCAGUAACCAUACGUGAAACUUGACCCUUGAAACUACUACUAUGUGAUCUGUGAUCAGAGGUAUCAAACUAAAGCAUGACACGCUGAGUUUUUGGAUGGCUGAGGUCUGUGGGGAAUAGCAAAAAAGCACAGCAUUACCAUAGUAGAAUCUGCUAUGAAGUGUGAUGAGAAACACAAAGAAAGCUGUGGAGUGUGUAUGUGUGUGUGAGUGCAAAGGAGAAAGAGAUGAUUUCAUCUGUUUAUUCCUGUGCUGCAAACACCUUCAGACUGCAAGUUUUUAUAGAAGUAAGCACCCGGCCCUUUAAUCCAUUUAAACAUGUAAUUAAUUAAACACAGGCUCCCGUGCUUAUCUGUGGGUUCAGUGCUGUACUGGUCAUUGUCUCUGCUUGAACAGUUUUAAACCUGAAUUUAAGGAAACAGAUUGAACUACAGAACACACGAUAUGAAACCUGUUGCAAAUAUUUCUCAAGCAUGCAUAGUAUUACCACUCCUAUGGUUCUGGUCUAAUCACCUCAUAUAUAAUGUAUUGAUAUUGUCCUAACUUGCACAUUGCAGUGUUGGGAUUUAAUGUGAAAUACUACAAAAUAUCAACACACAUCAGCUCUGAUUGAAACUCUGUUAUGUCUGUCUUUUACUCUGAAAUCUGGUCUCACUGCUGCUUUAUUUUCCUCUCAGCCAUAAGGCCUCUGGAUGUUGCAUUCACAGUUUUUUAGUUGCCAACAAAAAUUUGAUUCAAACCCAUUUCAGUUUUGAAUGUCCUGUUAUCAAGGUUAGGGACCUUGUCUCUGUGUAUCGUCUGUGGAUUAACAGCUAUACAACACUACAUGAAACCUUACAUUUCUCCAUUAAUCAUCAAUAACUGUAACUCUGGAUUUAUAUACUCAAAACUGCAUUAAGGACCAAUCAGAUUGACCUUCUAAAACACAAAUCAAUCGUUACUGAGAAUAUAUCAGUAGACACAUUGUGAAACAUGACAGCAAAUGUCAUGGCUCAGAUUUAAGCGUAAUGUGAAAUCAAGCUUCAUGAAUUUUGUCUGGUACUUUUUUUUUUGAGUAACAAAUUAAAUAUAAAAGGACCUUCACUGCCCGCCUGCUGGAUACAUUUUGUUUGACCAGGGUACGUACAUAAGGUGAUCAAUGCAAAAGUGUCAGUCCCAGUGAAAAUGAAAACUUCAAUAUUUAGGAGGUAAUUUGUUCAAAAUGUGAAUAGACAUUUUCAUAAGAAUGUUGCAAGAAGAGAUGAUUGUAAUUAUCUGUGGGUAAUUCAGUUAUUUUUCACAUCUAAUACAACUUAUUUGAUGCAAAAUAUGUAGUGUCCCUUUUUUUGUUUAAGCUGUAAAAAAGUUUUUGACCACAAGAUGGCAGUAAUGUGUUAAUUGUUUAAAACAAAUGCAAUGAACCAGAGGUAGAACAUUAUGGAAAUGACUUUCAGUCUUUACAAUUUCUCUUCUAAAUGUCCUGAAUAUAUUGGUUAAAAGGAAAUGUCAUUGGAACUGUGCAAUUAUAUUUUGCUAGAUGAAAUUAUGAAAUUACAAACUAAUUGCUCCUACUGUUGGACACUGACAGUGUGCAGCAUUAACAUGAAACCUCCAGAUUAAGGGGUUGAUGUGGACGAAGAGGACUUUUCUAUCACAUUCCUAAUGAAAUUAAUGAAUGACUGUCAAAGAGACUGUGUAUCUUAUUAUGUAUGACACCGGACUGCUCAUAACCCCUAAACCUUUUUUCUUUUAAUGUUUGGAAAUUGUGAGAAAACUGUAUCAUCCACACAGCAAGAGCAACAGGUGGCUUGAUACAUCUCAGUUUUCAUAACUGCCCCCCC
Molecule: messenger RNA, 4735 nt
Organism: Morone saxatilis (striped sea-bass)
Lineage: Eukaryota; Metazoa; Chordata; Actinopteri; Moronidae
Gene: tgfbrap1
Product: transforming growth factor, beta receptor associated protein 1
Exons: 13
Coding region: 316-2934 (872 amino acids)
Biological process (GO): autophagy; vesicle-mediated transport; endosomal vesicle fusion
Cellular component (GO): membrane; cytoplasm
Source: RefSeq, a predicted model, not a curated record